AUGGAGGGAGAAGAAAUGAACGAGGAAGAAAUGGAUGAAGAAUUUUACGAAACCAUCAAGCAUUUACUAAUGGCAAUGGAAUCAGUGGUCCAAGUGCUACAUGAGCUUAUGGUUAUUAUGCAUAGUGAGCAUAUUGGGCGUCCAUUAAUCCGACGACCAAUUACUACAAGUCAAAAUUCUCGAUAUUGUCUUACCCAAAAGACAUUUGAUCGAUCACAUUUUGCUACUAGCAAAAACUUCAACAAAGUCUUGAAGGCAUUGAACACGCUAGCACCAGAAAUGUUGGCUAAACCUCGAUCUGCAGUGCCAGCUAAGAUAAGAGAAAGUACACGAUUUUACCCCUAUUUUAAGGAUUGCAUUGGAGCUAUUGAUGGUAUACAUAUUCCAGCCAUGGUGAAGGGACGUGAUGUAAGCAGCUACCGCAAUCGUCAUGGAAAUAUAUCACAAAAUGUAUUAGCAGCAUGUAACUUUGAUUUGGAGUUCAUAUACGUGCUCAGUGGAUGGGAAGGUUCAGCUCAUGAUUCAAAAGUGUUAAAUGAUGCUUUAUCAAAAAGGAAUGGACUCAAGGUACCACAAGGUAAAUAUUUCUUAGUGGAUUGUGGAUUUCCAAAUCGACGUCAAUUUUUAGCUCCAUUUCGAGGUGUACGAUAUCAUCUCCAAGAUUUUGCUGGUCAAGGUCGUGACCCCGAAAACGCAACUGAGUUGUUCAAUCUUCGCCAUGCUUCCUUGAGGAAUGUAAUUGAGAGGAUAUUUGGGAUAUUUAAAUCAAGAUUCACAAUUUUCAAGUCAGCACCUCCAUUCCCAUAUAGGACUCAAGUAGAGCUUGUGUUAGCUUGUGUAGGACUACAUAAUUUUCUUCGUAGGGAAUGUCGUUAUGAUGAAUUUCCUAUUGAACCAGAGAACGAGUCUUCAUCAUCUUCACCAUUACCAGGGAAUGAAGGAGAUAAUGUGGAACAAGUUUUUGAAACUCAAUGA
Prunus armeniaca (apricot) is the source of this 975-nucleotide messenger RNA. Lineage: Eukaryota; Viridiplantae; Streptophyta; Magnoliopsida; Rosales; Rosaceae. The record is from the annotation of a GenBank genome assembly.